This is a messenger RNA of Tachyglossus aculeatus (Australian echidna), 1110 nucleotides long. It is a transcript of the gene STAC3, whose product is annotated as SH3 and cysteine rich domain 3. NCBI's taxonomy places the organism in Eukaryota, Metazoa, Chordata, Mammalia, Monotremata, Tachyglossidae. The record is from RefSeq and is a predicted model, not a curated record. Gene Ontology annotation, cellular component: extrinsic component of cytoplasmic side of plasma membrane. Bases 1 to 1110 code for a protein of 369 amino acids. Gene Ontology annotation, biological process: positive regulation of protein localization to plasma membrane; positive regulation of voltage-gated calcium channel activity; skeletal muscle contraction. The transcript is spliced from 11 exons. Gene Ontology annotation, molecular function: protein binding.
AUGACAGAGAAGGGCAGCGGGGAGAGCCCCGUGCCCCAGCUCCCAGCGGGGCCCCAGCAAAGCGGGCUACAGCGUCUGAAGCGGUUGUUCCGGAGGGGGCGGCCGGGGACCCCGGGGACCCCGGGGACCGAGCCCCCCGCCGAACCCCAGGCCAACGGGGAGGCGGAGGGGGCGGGCAGGGGUCCCAUCUAUUACAUCUACGAGGACGAGGACGAGGAGGAGGAGGAGGAAGAGGAGCAGGAACCCCUUCCCGAGCCCCCUCGUCCCGUUAACGACAAACCGCACAAGUUCAAGGACCAUUUCUUCAAGAAACCCAAGUUCUGCGACGUUUGUGCCCGGAUGAUCGUGCUCAAUAAUAAGUUCGGGCUUCGCUGCAAGAACUGUAAGACGAACAUCCACGAGCACUGCCAGCCACACGUGGAGAUGCAGCGAUGUUUCGGGAAGAUUCCCCCGGGAUUCCGCCGCGCCUACAGCUCCCCGCUCUACAGCAACGCACAGUUGGGGGCUGUCAAGGGGUCGCAGACUGCGAACCGCGGUGACCCGGUGUUCGAGACGCUGCGCACCGGCGUGGUCAUGGCCAACAAGGAGAGGAAGAAAGGCCAAGACGAUAAAAAGAACCCCCUCGCUGCCAUGAUGGAGGAGGAUCCAGACACCUCUAAACCUGAAGAGGGGAAAUCCCCGGCCGGUCACCCGGAGAGCCCCAGGAAGACGGAAAAGAAGGCGCCAGAUGACAAGAACAAGGCCCCCGGCUUUCCCCAAACGCACUACUUCGUGGCGCUGUACCGCUUCCGAGCGUUGGAAAAAGACGAUCUGGACUUUCCACCCGGAGAGAAAAUCACCGUCGUGGACGACUCCAACGAAGAGUGGUGGAGGGGCAAGAUCGGGGACAAGAUCGGCUAUUUUCCACCUAAUUUCAUCAUCCGGGUGCGUGUGGGGGAACGCAUCCACCGCGUCACUCGAUCCUUCGUGGGGAACCGAGAGAUCGGGCAGAUCACACUCAAAAAGGACCAGAUCGUGGUCCAGAAAGGAGAGGAGAUGGGCGGCUACGUCAAGGUCUACACCGGCCGCAAAGUGGGACUGUUCCCCGCCGACUUCCUGGAAGAGAUUUAG